This is a messenger RNA of Erpetoichthys calabaricus (reedfish), 1080 nucleotides long. It is a transcript of the gene cntd1, whose product is annotated as cyclin N-terminal domain containing 1. NCBI's taxonomy places the organism in Eukaryota, Metazoa, Chordata, Cladistia, Polypteriformes, Polypteridae. The record is from RefSeq and is a predicted model, not a curated record. Gene Ontology annotation, biological process: reciprocal meiotic recombination. The transcript has 7 exons. The coding region runs from base 142 to 1032 and encodes 296 amino acids. Gene Ontology annotation, cellular component: site of double-strand break.
CUACUUGGCCGCUCAUCCGUCUGCGUCCCGCGGGAUAUGGAAACACAUCACGUGAGCUGAUCCUCGGAGGCAGGUCCGCUUGGCGUCGUUUCGACGCCUCCAACAUUCGUAACUUUGCCAUUUUCCUUGCAGGUUGGAUCCAUGACAGCUGAAAUGACGGACAUGCCGAAGUUCGGCAGCACGCCGAGGGAGCUGUUAGCGGACUUGCUGCAGAAGCUGAAGACCGAGAGCGAGGCAGCCAAUGAGCGCGUGUCUGAGCACGCGGGAAGCUUCAAGCGGAGGAGGCUAGUGGAGUUUGUUUUCCUAAUAUGCGAAGAACUUAAACUGGAACCAUUCAUUAAAUUCCAAACAAUAGAAAUAUUUGAAAGGUAUAUGAUAAGACAUGUUGAGUCGUUGUUUUAUAAUGCUUCAGCUCAUUAUGCUCCAGAAACCCAAGAUAUUCAAGAGUUUCUGGGCCAGAAGCUGUUUGAAGAAAUAAAUCUUCUUCUUUUCUCCUGCAUUCAAAUAACAAGCAAACUGUCUUUAAGAUGCAAUUUUGAUAAAACAGACACAGCUCUUACAGUCCUGAGGUCUUUGGGGUUUUCAUAUAAGAAGGAAACAAUUUUGGAAAGUGAGCUCAGAAUCCUUAAAACACUAAACUUUUCUCUCAAUGUCCAAAAUCCACUGAUGUACAUUGAAACAUUGCUUGAAGUCUGGGGAUAUAAUGACUCUGCUGUCCCUAUUAUAGAUGUGUAUAAGACUUGCCUUGCUGUUCUUCAGUUUGUUUACCUACAGAGGAAUCCCAUUUAUCAGAAACUACUUGUGGCAGCUGUUGGAAACUCAAACCCAACUGAAGUCCAAAGAGUAAAGUUUUUGUCAGUGAAAGAAGACUGCAUGCUUUUAGCUGUGAGUGUAAUUUCAGUCAGUGCCUUCAUUGUUAACUUCACCUCCUGGACUCAGAUCUUGGAAGAAUUAAGCAGUAUAACUGGAAUUACUGCCGAUAACAUCUCUGAUAUCUCAUGUUUCAUAUUAAAGCACAUUUUGGAGAACUGAACUUCUCUUAUAUCCAGGCAAAAGGAAAUUAAGAAUGCUACUUACACA